Messenger RNA from Emiliania huxleyi CCMP1516, 677 nucleotides. RefSeq lists its product as hypothetical. The record is from RefSeq and is a predicted model, not a curated record. The transcript has a single exon. The annotation marks the transcript as partial. Lineage: Eukaryota; Haptophyta; Isochrysidales; Noelaerhabdaceae.
AUCUUCCCAUCCUCCGACGCCGCAGACCCGCCGGGCGCCUUGGCCAUCGUCGGGCUGCGCGGCACCAGAGGCGAGCGCGCUGCUGGCGUGUAUAAUGUACUCGCGGACCACCCUCACCACCAUGGCGCCUCACGGCCUGUCUACAAGCGCGCGCGCCCGCUGCGAGAGGGCGAAGAACGGGCGAUCCGCAGGGCCAACCUGACCCUGAGGCAGCGUUGGUACGAGGCGGUCGAGUUGGCGCUUGCUUACUCGCGCUGCAAGCCCGCGCUCUUCAGCUGGCUCGAGCGCGCGCAGGCCAGGCUCGACGUCUACGGACCGGACGGUGUGGCGCGCCAGCGCGACCGCGACGAGUUUGAGGCCGACUUUGCCACCUGAAAGUCAUGCCCGGCGGCCACACUGGCCGGUGGUCGUUCAGUGUGGUGGGAGUGUGGUGGGGUGGAUUUCCUGACCGUUCAGCGUCGAUGCCGCCUGCUCCCCGCUGGCGCGACCCUGCGCCGGCCAGCGGAGCCACUGCCCGCUCGGUCACCACCCCCGCCGGCGCGACGCGAUCCUCGGCGCCGCCGGCACGGAGCGGUUGAUUCCUCGGAGUGUUGGUCGCAGGAGGAUGGCUCGCCGGGCAGCUUUGCACACGUCGGGUGGGGACAGGAAACCCAUAAAUAAAUAAAUAAAUAAAACGG